Messenger RNA from Populus euphratica (Euphrates poplar), 1236 nucleotides. It is a transcript of the gene G1, whose product is annotated as transmembrane protein G1P-related 1. The record is from RefSeq and is a predicted model, not a curated record. Gene Ontology annotation, molecular function: heme binding. The transcript has 2 exons. Gene Ontology annotation, cellular component: plasma membrane. Gene Ontology annotation, biological process: cytochrome complex assembly; protein-heme linkage. The coding region runs from base 107 to 883 and encodes 258 amino acids. NCBI's taxonomy places the organism in Eukaryota, Viridiplantae, Streptophyta, Magnoliopsida, Malpighiales, Salicaceae.
CCUUCCAUAAACCCUUUUGAAAACCCGCUCAGUAGAAAACGCAACCAAUUCCCCACUUUCUCUCUCACUUUCCCGAGAAACAAACACCUAGUCCCUUCCAAAAAAAAUGUCCUCUCGCCUCUCCUCCAUACUCCGCCUCCGCUCCCACCUCCUCCACCGCAUCCCCGCCACCACAACCACUACAACAGCCACCGCUCUCUUCCACAGUUCCACCAAAUCAAAACCCAUAAUCCUUACCUCCCUCUCGGAUCUCCAUUCUCUUUCCACUCACCGCUUCUUCUCCGCCUCCCGCCGCCACAUCCCCACCCGUCCCAAACCAGUUGACAUCGGAGCUCGAGCCCGCCAACUCCAAAACCGUCGUCUCUGGACCUACGCCUUAACCUUCAGCUGCAUUGCAGGUUUCAUCGUUAUAGUGCUUAACAACUUUCAAGAUCAAUUAGUCUUUUACAUAACACCAAGUGAUGCGGUUGAGAAAUUCAAGAACAACCCAUCGAAGAACAAGUUCCGAUUAGGUGGUUUAGUCCUUGAAGGCAGCGUAGUUCAUCCGUUAUCAAGUCCUGAAAUGGAAUUCGUUGUCACUGAUUUGAUUACAGAUAUUUUAGUUAAGUACGAAGGGUCCUUGCCUGAUUUGUUUCGAGAAGGACAUUCUGUUGUUGUUGAAGGGUUUAUGAAGGAAUUGGAUGAUAAGGUGAGGAAGGAAGUUGGGUUGAAGAAUGUUUCUGGGAAGGCGAGGAGUGGAGAGUGCUAUUUUAAGGCGUUUGAGGUCUUGGCUAAGCAUGAUGAGAAGUAUAUGCCUCAAGAAGUUGCGGCCGCGAUUGAGAGGAAUAAGAAGUUGAUCGAGGCUGGUGAAGUUGGGGAAGGUGGAGCUGAGAAGAAGAAGUGAAAUCAUGGGCUCAGAACAAUGACAUAAAUGGUGGUAUUGCUGGCAAGUUGUGGGGAAUAUCACUCUUUGGUCAGCUUUGGCUAAGAAUGGUGAGAAGUAUAAUGCUUAAUGAUGAGGUUAUGGCAACUAUUGAGGUUAUGCUUAAUGAGGUUAUGGCUGCUAUUGAGACUAGGCUGGCUGAGUCUACGAAGGAGAAAAUCAUUGAUUGUUCAUUGACGGGCAUUGCUUGAAAGUUCAGAUAUUUAGUGGACAAUGACUUUGUAUAGAGGUGGCGCGUAAGUAGUUUACUUUGAAUUUUGAAAAAAAUGGUGUAGUUUGAUUAAUGAGCAUGGCUUUAUUUGCUUUUCUUUCUC